Molecule: messenger RNA, 3466 nt
Organism: Bombyx mori (domestic silkworm)
Lineage: Eukaryota; Metazoa; Arthropoda; Insecta; Lepidoptera; Bombycidae
Product: protein VAC14 homolog
Exons: 13
Coding region: 252-2336 (694 amino acids)
Biological process (GO): phosphatidylinositol biosynthetic process
Cellular component (GO): PAS complex; endosome membrane
Source: RefSeq, a predicted model, not a curated record
AUGUUUUUGACAACUGCAAAAUAAACAAAGGGUUUUGUAAAUGUACAUUUGUUUUCAAAAGUUUAUUGAAUUCAUAUUUCCACUUCGGUUUUAAAAUUAUAAAUUAUGUAAUUAUUUAUUCAAAUGUGUCAAUUUAAAGUUAUAAAAAAAAUAUGGUUUUGUAGUUUUAGUUUUUAUUGAUUUCGUGGAUUGCUCAUCAUUAGAUUAUUUUUACUGUUUCUGUAAAUUUCAAAUAAACUAUUCCAUACACGAUGUCCGAGCGAGACUACGCACCGCUGAGCAUAGCUUGUGUUCGUGGGCUUUGCGACAAAUUAUAUGAGAAGAGAAAAGUUGCUGGAGUCGAGAUUGAGAAGAUGGUGAAAGAUUUUAAUGAUGCAAAAAAUACUAGCCAAAUAAAAAAAUUGAUCAAAGUCUUGGGCCAGGACUUGAUGUCUUCAACUAAUCCUAAUAUGAAAAACGGAGCACUUAUGGGUCUGUCUACUGUAGCAGUGGGGCUUGGCAAGGCAUCAGUAGAUUACUUACCAGAAUUAACAAAUCCAAUAGUGGCUUGCUUCAGCGAGAGCGAAUCUCGUGUAAGGUACCAAGCAGCUGAGGCAUUGUUCAACGUGCUGAAGAUUGUCCGAGGCGCUUCUUUAUCACAGUUCCCUGUAAUUUUCGAUGCGCUGGCUAAACUCGCUGCUGAUCCUGAGCAGCAGGUGAAGCAUGCUGCUGAAUUGUUGGAUAGAUUGCUCAAGGACAUCGUGACCGAGAGCGGGUCCGUGGAGCUGUCGUCGCUGGUGGGGCUGGUGCGAGAGCGCAUGUACACGCGCUCGGCGCCGGCGCGCCAGCUCGCCGUGUCCUGGGUGGCGGUGCUGGACGCCGUGCCCGACCUCAACGUGCUGGCCCAUCUCCCGGACUUACUGGACGGGCUCUUCAAGAUGCUAGACGAUCCUAACCCGGAGAUCAGAAGGAUGUGCGAUGUCCAGCUGAACGAGUUCCUCCGCAGCAUUAAGAAAGAGCCAGCCAAAGUAGACUUCCAAGCCAUGAUCAACAUCCUUAUCAUACACGCGCAGUCGCCCGAGGAACUGCUGCAGCUGACGGCGAUUACGUGGCUCAAGGAGUUCGUGGAGCUGGCCGGCGCCGCCAUGCUGCCCUUCGCCUCGGGCAUCCUGUGCGCCGUGCUGCCCUGCCACGCAUACUCCGACGAGCCAAGGAAGAGUAUCCUUUGUCCAUGCAUACGGGAGACGGCGGCCACGGUCAACUUUCAACUGAUCAAACUGUUGGCUGCCGAGAGCGAGGAGGCUGGUGGUGAGGAGGCGGCGGGCGAGGAGGGGGGCGCGCUCAACCUGGAGGCCGUGGUGGGGGUGCUGACGCAGAUGCUGCACCACAGCUCCGUGCACACUAAAGUGGCCGCCCUGGAUUGGAUCCUUCACUUAUACAAUAAGCUCCCCAAACAGAUGUGCGGCGAGACGGAGCGCGUGUGGGCGGGCGCGGUGGGCAGCCUCACGGACGCGGCGCACGACGUGCUGCGGCGCGCGCUCGCCGUGCUGGCAGAGAUCUGCUCCGCCGCCGGAGAUUUGCAGUCUAGUCCUUACUACUACAAGUUCCUACAAGCUUUAUUGAGGCUUUUGGCGGCAGACGAGAACCUGUUGGAAGACAGAGGAGCUUUCAUUAUCAGGCAGCUGUGCGUCCUGCUGAACGCGGAGGACAUAUACAGGGCCCUAGCGAACAUUCUGCAGCAGGAGAAGAAUCUCCGCUUCGUGACCACCAUGGUGGACAUCCUCAACACCAUACUGCUGACGUCCGCCGAGCUAUACGAGCUGCGGGCGCUGCUGAAGGACCGCAGCAAGCCGUGGAGCCGCUCGCUGUUCCUGGCGCUGCACGGCUGCUGGUGCCACAGCCCCGUGUCGCUGCUGGCGCUGUGUCUGCUGGCGCACCACUACCGGCACUGCAACACGCUCAUCGCCACCUUCGGCGACCUCGAGAUAACCGUGGAGUUCCUGACGGAGGUGGACAAGCUGGUGCAGCUCAUUGAGUCGCCCAUAUUCGCCUACCUGCGCCUGGAGCUGGUGGGCGAGCACAGCGCCGGCCUGCGCGCCGCGCUGUUCGGCCUGCUCAUGCUGCUGCCGCAGUCCGACGCCUUCCACGCGCUGCGGGCCCGCCUGCACUGCCUGCCGCCGCCGCACCAGCCGCACCGCCCGCGAGGUGACGAGAGGGAGGGCUCCGAGGCGGCCGACGACGAGCCCCUGGACUACGGCGCCCUGCUAGCACAGUUCCACGCCGUGCAGGCACAACACCGCCAGUACCGCGCGCUCGACCGCUCCCGGGACAAGCUGUACGACAAGCCCUACUCGUAGCCGCCGACACAGCACCCUGUACUCUAUCUAGCUAUAAGUAAGCGUAGUGGAGUCCGCCGCCGCGACGCCCGGGUGGGGGCUCCCCGCGCACUGCCGCUGUCAGUCCCCGCGACCUGCUGUAACACCCAAUGCAUAUUCGUUAUAUGACACAGCAUGCUUGUACAAUCUCUUGUAUUUAAAAAAACCAAUCUGGAUAUUUAUGAACAUCUUUUUUUUUAUUGCCCUUGUAGGCAGACGAGCAUACGGCCCACCCGAUCGUGAGCGGUUACCGUCGCCCAUGCACUUCAGCAAUGCCAGGGGCAGAGCCAAGCCGCUGCAUACAUCUCUAAAAUAGUAUACUAUAGAAUAAGCUUUUUGAGUGCCGUUCUAGAAAAAGAGAAUUAAUCCAGUGGUUUUUCUUGGCUUUGCGUUUUUUUGCGAGAUAAAAGUCCAAAUCGCUCGACGAAAGGAUCAUAAAUGGACGUCGAUUGGCCGCUAUAACUGGCUGCUCAAAUGUUUCGGUUGCCGCAGUCUGGCUGCCUGUGUGCAUUGACAUUAUCAAUGACAUGGCUGAACGUAGCGAUGGGUGUUUCGGCAAAUUGUUUCGUUCCGAACGUUACCUUGAAUUCUCGGACCAAAUAUUUAUGAAUUUGAAUAAGUUUUAUUUCGCUAUUAUUAUGAGAUAGAGAAGGCUAGGAAUAUUGUUUAAAAAAAAUUAUUACUAUAUAUUAUUAUAUCAAUUGAGUUUAUUGAAGAAUGUUUAUUAUGAAUUUUUUUAAAUAAUAAAAAUUAUAAAAUUUUUAAGAGAUAUUUUUAAAUAUAUAAAUAUGAUUGUUUAAUUUACUUUCGCUGCGUAGAGGGCCGCGCUGUUUGCAUUUGUUUACACGACGUUAUUCGUUAUCGCCGUGACGAACCUACAUCUCAAGGAAACUGUAGUGUAAUUUACCUAACUAAUUAUACAUCCUCUCUCUUCACUUUUAGUGAUGCUGUCAACAUUUUAAAGAUAUUUUACAAGAGUUUUAUAUGUUGGAUGUAAAAAUCGAAUUUUUAUAAUUUUUAAUAUUUUGGGUGUCUGAUUAUUUUAAUAUUUUUAUGUAUUUAGUAUAUUUGUUCCAAUUAACUUGAGACGUACAAUAAAGUGUAUUAUAGUA